Eucalyptus grandis is the source of this 1416-nucleotide messenger RNA. RefSeq names its product probable LRR receptor-like serine/threonine-protein kinase At1g05700. The transcript has 6 exons. The record is from RefSeq and is a predicted model, not a curated record. Bases 37 to 1416 code for a protein of 459 amino acids. Lineage: Eukaryota; Viridiplantae; Streptophyta; Magnoliopsida; Myrtales; Myrtaceae.
CCUCACACUUCUCUCUUCGACAAUCUCCACUGCUCCAUGACAAUGGAAAGAUCUAUUACAGCUUUCUCGUUUGCGUUGCUUGCUGGUUUAGUUUCAUCACUAGUCCCUGUGGUCCAAGCCCAACAGAUUCCAGGUUUUAUCAGUAUUGAUUGUGGGGCAACUAAUGUAUACACCGAGGAUGAAAUCAGAAUAAGAUACGAAACCGAUGAAGGGUUCAUAGACUCUGGACAAAACAAGCAGAUAUCCAUGACGUUCAUACAUGAAGGCUAUCGACAGUGCUUGAAUAAUUUAAGGAGUUUUCCCAACAGAAAGAGAAAUUGUUACACUUUAAAACCAGACCAAGGCAAGAACAACACCUACUUGAUUAGGGCAAGGUUUUACUAUGGGAACUAUGAUGAAAAGAAUCAGAUUCCUUCAUUCGACCUAUACAUUGAUGUUAAUUAUUGGACCACGGUGAACUACUUGGGUCCUGGUUAUGAAGAAAUCAUGUACGUGUCCCCAGCAGAUGAUAUCCAAGUGUGUCUUGUCAAUACUGGCAAUGGGGUGCCCUUCAUUUCGGCAUUGGAACUAAGACAUAUAGAUGAUGAUGGCAUCUAUCGAUUAAGAUCUGGAUUCUUGGAACACGCUGGGCGACUGGACAUCGGAGGUGCCUCGGACUCUUUCAUCAGGUACCCUAAAGAUGUUUAUGAUCGGAUUUGGGAAACUGAAGACUAUGCUGGUUGGAUCUUUCUGGACACCCCAUCUAUCAUUAAUUCAUCUGACGAUAAUGAUGCUUAUAAGGUUCCUAGCGAAGUUCUUCGGACCGCUCAAAGUUCAAUCAAUGGCAGUACUCCCUUGCGUUUAGGAUGGACACCUUCAAGCUCUGCAGAGAAAUGGAUUGUGUACUUUUAUUUCGUUGAGAUUGAGAGACUGACAAACGGCCUCCAGAGGGAGUUCACAGUUUCCAUGAAUGAUAAUCAAUUCAUGGAGAUAGUGAGCCUUGAAUACUUAAAGCCAGUGGUUGUAGUCUCCACUCCUGUUAGUGGGUCGCUCAUCACGUUCUCGAUUGAAUCGACAAAUAAGUCUGGAAAUCCACCGAUCCUCAAUGCCGUGGAGUUCUAUACCAUUGGUGAUCUUCCAAAUGUACCCACAGCACAAGAUGAUGUGAAAGCUAUUAAUGACAUCAAAGCGACAUAUCACAUUCAGAAAGAAAGCUGGCAAGGUGACCCAUGUAUACCAAGUAUAUACACAUGGGAUGGUCUAAAUUGUAGCAAUGGAAAUCCUCCAAGGAUCAUAUCAUUGAAAUUGAGCUCAAGCAAUUUGGUGGGCGACAUAGUCUCAUCACUGUCACGUCUAUCAACAAUGGAAGACUUAGAUUUGUCCAACAAUAAGCUUACGGGAGCAAUACCAGAAACUCGCAGAAUUACCAAAUCUUAG